AUGUUAGCCAGAAUUGCAAUUUCACGAUUCUUUUCUACUACAACUCGUUCUUUUGCUGAAGCGGAAAGGAAAGUUUCGAAAGAAGCGUUAAUGGCUCUUCGUAAACGUACUGGAUACAGUUACGUCAACUGUAGAAAGGCAUUGGUUCAAUUUGGUGAAGACCAAAUGGAUGCUGCUGAAAAAUGGUUAAGAGAAGCAGCGGCGAAAGAAGGUUGGGCGAAAGCCGCCAAAUUAGGCUCUCGAGCCACUUCGCAAGGAUUGGUGUCAAUUGUUAGUGACAAAGACGUGGCAGCUAUUGUCGAAUUAACUUGCGAGACUGAUUUCGUGGCAAGAGCAGAUCAUUUUAAACAAUUGCUACAAGAUUUGACAGUGAGUUUAUUGGAAAAAGCGAAAAAGGAUCUGGCUUCUACCGAUAAUUCCACACUAAAAGAAGUAUCUUAUGAUCCAGAAGCUAUUGUAAAUAAGGACGGAAAGAAUCUUCGUGAUGUCUUAUCGCUUUCAAUUGGAAAGUUAGGAGAAAAUAUGGUUUUGAAGCGUUUGAAAGCUUAUAAAGCUCCAAAGGGUACCCAUCUUUAUGGAUCAGCUCAUCCAAAAGAAUCGUCGGGUGAUGUCGUCAUGGGAAGAUUCGUUUCAUUAAUUGCAAUUGAUCACACUCCACAAGGCUCUAUCGGUACUGAGCAACUUGCUGCUCAACUCUGCCAGCAUGUCAUCGGAAUGUCGCCAGAAAAACUGGGCGAACCCCCAGUAACAAAAACUGAUGCGACAGCUACUUCUGAGAGCAAUGAUGAGUUUGCAGAGCCUAUUGUGGUAACAAAUAUUGAUGAAUCUGAGACAUCUCUUCUCCGACAAUCAUUUAUGUUGAACCCGAGCCAAUCUGUCUAUGAAUAUCUGCAAUCGCAUAACGCCAGAGUUUCUGAUUUCGUACGAGUUGAACUGGGUUCCGAGUAA
Caenorhabditis bovis is the source of this 948-nucleotide messenger RNA. The record is from the annotation of a GenBank genome assembly. Lineage: Eukaryota; Metazoa; Nematoda; Chromadorea; Rhabditida; Rhabditidae.